AUGGAACCCAUCAACGUAGAAAAGUCUCGUCAUGGUUGUCUGGAACAGGGCAUCUCAGCGGUUCUAUCUCGAUGGAAUGGCCUUGAAAUGGCUGUCCAGAACCAGUGGGGUGGCCGAGACUCCACCCGCAAAGCGCAGCAACUCUCUGCCGAUAUUCUCUCUUGGUUCUCUCAAUCCAAAGCACCACCUUACGUGGAAGAUCUAGAAAACUUGUUACAUGAACGCAUGCUUCUGUCUUUCAACACAGACAUAGAGGACGGAAGCAUCGAGGAGGUGGCAGAACAAUUGAUGAUUGUACAUGAGGAAUACUUGCAUGGAAACCAUUAGAGAUAUUUAUGUGUUCUUUUUUUUUUUUAAUAGUCUGAAAGUACUGGUUAGGAUACUUGGACAUAGACAGAGUCAAUUGAAAUUGGCCAGCAAUUCUACUUAGCUUCAAGCUUUGAAUGAAAGCAAGUAGCAUUACACAGGGAGACUAAACAUAGGUACCUGAAACGAGAGCGGUCGAGAUUCGAUUGAUUGAAGCCGAUAUGAGGAGGAUUUCUACAGGGAAUUGGAUACAUUAAUAUUUCUCAGCUUGACACAGAACCAAGAAUUAAAAAGAGCAUUUCAACAAAUCAACAUCUAUGGGAAGAAGAAGAGUAACCCAGAGUCACAGGUAGUAAACUUUUGAGUACAAAUAUACUCAGUUGUAGUGAGUGAUCACAUUGCCUCUCUCUGGCAGUGUUAUCAGUAACUUCCUUAAUGGGUUUCCUCUGUUACAGUUCACUGUAAAAACUACAUAUAUUUUACCUAAGAAACCAUUAAUUCAUGGUAUUAGGUUUCUGCCCUUUUGUCUUUAUAGAAAUUUUCUUCUGCUGGCUCCAUAAUUUUAUUCCGUGAGAAUGUAUGAAAUCUAACAAAACCUUCCAAUCUGUAGAAGACGCUGAAAACUAGAGAUUAGACUAUGUAGAGGAUGACUUAUUUCUAGAUUGGGGCAAAUAAGAGUGACUUGCCACCUCCAUUUAUUUGUUGUGAGUGUUUGUCCCAUGUUGAAAUGUUAAGGGACCUAUCUGGGCUUAUGAGGAGUUGGGCUACUCCCCCAAUAGCCAAUUGGUUUUAGGGUGGAACCUUAACUUCCUUCAUGGUAUCAGAGCAAGACUUCACGUGUUGGGCCCAACGGUCAUACGUGCUUCCACUGUUGUGCGGAAGCGUCAACCAAUUGUGAGGGGAAAAUAAACAACAACUGGCAAGAGAUAAAAAAGAAUAAAACAACACUAACAAGAACACCAAAAUUUAUACUAGUUCGGCAAUGUUACAUCCAAUUUGGAGACGACAGAAUAUUCCAUUAUAAUCAAAUGAGAGAAUACAAUAGUAUUUAACACUCAAUUUCCCAAAGACCCAAGUAACCCAAACUCACACACUCAUAAUAGGAAGAGAAAACUGAAAGUACAAAGCAAAGACAACUUGAGAGAAUUUUCUUCUCUCUGCCGGAUGGCUUCUUGCUAUUUCUCUCUCUCUCUCUCUCUCUCUCUCUCUCUCUCUCUCUCUCUCUCAGUCUUUGGUGCGGCUCAAUCCCACUGGUGCUGCUGCCAUGCUUCUCCAUUUAUA
This is a messenger RNA of Prunus persica (peach), 1587 nucleotides long. RefSeq names its product pre-rRNA-processing protein TSR2 homolog. Gene Ontology annotation, cellular component: nucleus. The transcript is spliced from 3 exons. NCBI's taxonomy places the organism in Eukaryota, Viridiplantae, Streptophyta, Magnoliopsida, Rosales, Rosaceae. The record is from RefSeq and is a predicted model, not a curated record. The coding region runs from base 1 to 327 and encodes 108 amino acids. Gene Ontology annotation, biological process: maturation of SSU-rRNA from tricistronic rRNA transcript (SSU-rRNA, 5.8S rRNA, LSU-rRNA).